This is a messenger RNA of Microtus ochrogaster (prairie vole), 4756 nucleotides long. RefSeq names its product MAX dimerization protein 1 (gene Mxd1). Gene Ontology annotation, molecular function: RNA polymerase II cis-regulatory region sequence-specific DNA binding; protein dimerization activity; DNA-binding transcription factor activity, RNA polymerase II-specific. Lineage: Eukaryota; Metazoa; Chordata; Mammalia; Rodentia; Cricetidae. Gene Ontology annotation, biological process: negative regulation of transcription by RNA polymerase II. The record is from RefSeq and is a predicted model, not a curated record.
GCAGAUUUUUUAUUAAAAUUCUUGCUGUAAAACUGGGGCUCAAGCAUUUUAGAACCCACAUGUUUGGGAGGCAAGGCUCUGCCUAUCAGUUCACAGGCAUGUAGUUUGGGGUUUUGGAAGCUCCAGCACCCUUUGUUUUUCUCUUGUUGCUUCAGUGCCAGCAGAUGGCACCAGAUGCUCUGUUCUUCCUGGUGUCAAGUCCUGGUUGGUGUCACUAAUCCUCUUCUUCUAUCACCAGGAAAGGAAGCUGCUGUAUUCCUCAGUCUUAUUCUCUGAUGCUUAUAUAAUUGAGUAUUUUUGUUUGGAGUUGAAUUUAGACUUGUUGGUGCUUAAAUUACUUGCUUUAUUUGCUCUCUCUGGUUUGGGUUUCAAACUCUGAACCCCUCCCUCUAAAAAGGAGCAUGUGGCUUUUCAGCUGGAGUCAUUGUAGAGGAAGAAUUAGGAUCCUGAAAUAGGACUGGGUUGAAACAAAUUUUUGAGAGCAAAAGAGAAAGACUGAAAAGAUGUCAAAUAUUCAGAGAAACUUGUGAGGAAAUAUAAAAGUGCAAAACCCAAGAUAUGAAAAUGGCCAAAACAGAGCAUGUUUAGGAAUAUUAAAUUGGUUACUUUAAUAGUUGCUUUCAUUACCUUAAUCUUUAAAUUUUAGCAGACAGCAUACAAUUUAAAAAUGUUUCGAGUGGUUCUUUUCUCCAUUCUUAUUUCCAAGUUGUGUGCCUUCAUGACAAACUGCUUUCCGUGUGUGUCAGCAUAGAGCCCUGAUUGGACCCUUGCACAGGCCAGGCAGCAUUGCCGCUGAGCCGCACCCCGUCCACCAUGUGGUACCCACAGUUUGGUUGUGUUCUUUGUCUGCAAUUCUCUGUACCUGCUGUGGGGUGUUUUGGGUUGGUUUGGUUGGUUGGUUGGUUUUUUGUUUUGUUUUUGUUUUGUACAACUCCAAAUCAGAGGAUUGCCAGGCCAGUUGUAGGUGAGAGGACACGGGGUUCAGGUCUUUUCCCAAGCUAAGGAAGAGCAGGGAAGUUACUUGUCUCGGAGCCCCUUUCUUGUGCAAAAUGUAGGUAAGGGUGACAACUCCUCGAGGUUGUCCCGAGGGGCGAAAACAGUGUUGGUAGGUUACCUGACAUCUGUGCCCCAAGAAAGCUAACACUGCGUGCUGACAGCACUAAUAGGUCUUAUUUAAAAACAUCCUGCUCACUUCAGUUCUCAAAGUUCUUACCGUGUAGCUUUAUCCCUGUCUUUUAAAUUGGAGAUGUAGACAUUGCAUUUUGGGUCUCGAAUGAGCUCUCGUUUCAAAAAUCGUGUUUGCUCAAGGGCCUGUGUUUACAGUGAGCUUUCCAGUGGGUAUCGGUGGAGUACUCGGUUAGUGGGCUGGGAGAGAGGCCUGCUUGGGAGUGUUUUCCUCUGGGAUUAUAGGGGCGGCCUCGGGUUCAGCCUUACUCUCUAGGCACCGGGCCACUAGGUGCAAGCGUGGUCUAGGGGAGCCGGCCGUUUCCCCCCCACCCUUCGGGUGGGAGCUACGUGCCACCAUCUGUCGGAGGUACCCGGCUAGGCCUGAAGUUCUCCCCGGAGACAGUGGGCAACAGGUCGGUGGCCAGUGGGCGGGCUUUCGUCCCUGCCCUCCUGCCUCAUAGCCAAUCAGCAACCCGGAAGUGGGCCGCUGCUUGGGUAAAGUGGUGACGUCAUCGUAGCCGGGAGGUUUCCUAGGGCUCAGCCAAUGAGCUGCAGGUGCAGCGGCAUUCCCUGUACUGUGCUUGCCCAAUGCCCGCAGAGCCCAAGGGGGCCCGGCUGUCGGCAUGCAGCCAAUGGGAAGCAGGCAGGAGCACGAGGCGGAGUUGCGAGUCCUGCGGCCAAUACGGUGCAGGGGGCGGAGUCCGGGCCUUGUCAAGCCCAGCCAACCAGCGAGAGGAGCGGGCUUCUGGGGCGGGGUCUCGGGCACUUCUCCAAUCGCGGCGGUCCAGGGGCGGGUUGUGCCGAGGGCGACCCAAUGAGGGGCACCGCCGCCGCGGGCCUGUCAAGGGACGGGAUCGGGGGCGGGCGGCGGCGAGUCGGGAUAAACACUCGGCGGCCGCGGCUGGGAUCCGGGCUCCGUGCCGUCCCAGCGCUGUCCCUCCUGGCUGGCCAGCGCGGCGGCUCUUCGGCGUUCCCGGCCGGCGGCCCGCGGGCACCGAGAGGCGGCCCGCCGGGUGCAGGAUGGCGACAGCCGUCGGGAUGAACAUCCAGCUGCUGCUGGAGGCGGCCGACUACCUGGAGCGGCGGGAGAGAGAAGCUGAACAUGGGUAUGCCUCCAUGUUGCCGUACAGUAGCAAGGACAGAGAUGCCUUCAAACGGAGGAACAAGCCCAAGAAGAACAGCACCAGUAGCAGAUCAACUCACAAUGAGAUGGAGAAGAACAGGCGCGCUCAUCUCCGCCUGUGCCUCGAGAAGUUGAAGGGGCUGGUGCCGCUGGGCCCCGAGUCAAGCCGGCACACCACACUGAGUUUGCUGACAAAAGCCAAAUUGCACAUAAAGAAACUUGAAGAUUGUGACAGAAAAGCUGUCCACCAAAUAGACCAGCUUCAGCGGGAGCAGCGGCACCUGAAGCGGCGGCUGGAGAAACUGGGUGCCGAGAGGACCCGGAUGGACAGCGUGGGCUCUGUGGUGUCCUCAGAACGCUCUGACUCAGACAGGGAAGAGCUGGACGUGGACGUGGACGUGGAUGUGGACGUGGAGAGCACAGACUACCUCACUGGGGACCUGGGCUGGAGCAGCAGCGUGAGUGACUCGGACGAGCGAAGCAGCAUGCAGAGCCUGGGCAGUGACGAGGGCUACUCCAGUGCUAGCAUCAAGAGAGCCAAGCUCCAGGCUGGGCACAAGGCAGCUCUCGGGCUCUAGGGAGGGCCGAGGGUCCUCUCAUCUGAUCACGUAGUGUACCAGACCUGCCCAGACGCCCUUGCACGCCAACCUCACAUACCACCUUGACCAAAAUCAGCUCUGUCCAUUUUGCAGAAAGCUCGUAGGGUUGUGGUUCUGAGUGCGGUCAGUAGCUUCUCUGUCCAUCCACGUCAACGCUGAGAGACCGUACAUUCCAGUCAAUUUGAAGCACCCAAGAAUCCUUAGCCCUAAGCAAGUUUCACCUCUCAGCAGCCCCCUGUGCACUGUCCUCCUGCAGCUGGCCAGGCCUGUCUUAGUUUUCUGGCUUAUGAUGGUACUCGCCCAGGAGAGAAGUUCACGCUUUGUCUGGCACAUAGGAAACCGAAGCAAACUUCUCAAAGGGAACUCAAUCUCAGAAACCCCAAAGGAAGCUUUGAAAGCAAAACUGCAGAGCACUGAGAAGCCAGGAAUACCUCCAGCAAGCCCUGUUGCGGCCCCGCCACGGUGCCACCGUGUCCCCACUGAAGAGCGGGCACUCGGCAGCUCAGGAGAACAGUGUGCCCCCUGAGUGUUGUUCUGGGGACCUGGCUGUGUGCCGUGUCUCAAGGCACCCCCACGCCCCAAGUUUGUUGAUGCUACUUGUCUCUGGAACAUUGUCCUACCUCAGAGAUAGAUGAGAUCUCCAUUGCCCACGUAAAGAAAGUGAUUAUGCUUCUUUGCCCACUCCCACCUGUUUUCCUGUCGGACUCCCAGCAAUAACUGAGUUUUGGCGCUGGCUGAGCUAGUAGCCACUGUCUCUGAGAGAGAAAGAGGCCACAUUUCUUCUAUGUGGCAAGUAAACAGGAGGGUCCCCAUGUCACCAAAACCUCCUGCUGAGAUAUUUUUGGACACAUCUGGAAGCUUCCUUCUGGAGACUUCUGGGUUGAUGGCUGGAAAGGAUGAUGUUUUCUUCCCUCGUGGCAUUUUUAUUUAAGCUAAACCAGAGCACACGUGUAUUGUACAUAAGACACACAAACCUAUAAAUACUAUUUAUUCAUUUUAUAGAGACGAAUGGAAUGGAAUGGAAUAUAAAUUCUUAUGACUGCUUUUAUAGAUGUUCUAGAAACUUUGUAUGUAGCUGUCUAUAAAAUUAGUUCAUUCCCCUGACUAUUUUUGCAUUUGUAUUUUGAGGUCUGGGUGUUUUCAGCCUCUGGUGAAUCUUUUUUUCAUUGAGUCUGAACCAUUUGUAAAAUCUGUGGCCUGCUCAGAGCCGAGCCCGUGUCAUGGAGUGAUGGAACAUUCCUGAGAUCCACGGGUGCCACCUAAAAACUCCAUGGCUGACUCGGCAGCAGGCGGCUACCCAGUCCCACCCCUGUCCUCCGAUCCAAACAGACCCUGACCACACAAGGUCACUCUGGGGUCCUUGGAAGUCAUGGCUUUCUUAAUGAUCCCCAAGCCCUGUUUUUGCUCUCCCCGACUCCCUCCCCUUGCUGAAGUGUUUCCCAAAUACCAGCUGAAAAUUAGCACAGAAAACAGCCUGGAUCCAUUGGCAUUUGUGCUCCUUCCAGAGUCUGAGUAGGUGGAGGUGUUUGGCUGGCCAGGUCUGUCCUUUGACUAGAAGAUACAGCUGUGCCUUGAGGUGCCCCCCUCAAUCCCCACCCGCUAGACCCCGAGGGCCUCACGUCCACUCACUGCAUCCAAGCUGGCAGAAAGCCAAGACCGUGGGAGAAGUUUGCGGGGCGCCCAGGGGACAAAACUUGUGCGCAUUUAUUUCACUUAGGUGUCUGAGAGAUGCCGUUAGUUUCUGUGUUUUAAUUGUUUCACCUUUGAGUUAAACUGCUUUUCUUUUUUCUUUUUUCUUUUUUUUUUUUUUUGGUCUUUGGUUGAAACAUGACGUGUACUGUCCUAACAUAAAGCAGUAACUAUUUGA